ACCCAUCUUAAAAGUUGUCAAGGUUGAAAAACACUGUUGUACAGUAUUUCAUUUCUAAUCCAUUUCUCUCUGUCACAUGAUUUCUGAAGUACCUUCCAACCAGUGGUGAAAUCCGAAUUUUUUUGCUACCAGUUCUGUGGGCGUGAAAAUGUUGGAUAGCCAUUUGUCUGAAAUAGUGUAGGGUUUCCUGCCUCGGCAAGGGGUUGGACUAGAAGACCUCCAAGGUCCCUUCCAACUCUGUUAUUGUGUUAUUAUGCUUGGUGGGCAUGACAGGGGAAGGAUAUUGCAAAAUCUCCAUUCCCACCCCACUCUCUGGGGCCAGCCAGAGGUGGUAUUUGCUGGUUCUCUGAACUGCUCAAAAUUUCUGCUGCCGGUUCUCCAGAACCUGUCAGAACCUGCUUCCAACUCACUUUUUGAUAACCCCACAUCAAGAUAGGCAGCCAACAAAUGCAAUAAAUAAAUUCUGGUGUCACAGGUCCCUUUCAGUGAUGGGUUUCAAAUUUUUUUACUACCGGUUCUGUGGGUGUGGCUUGGUGAAUAUGGCAGGGGAAGAAUACUGCAAAAUCCCCAUUCCCUCCCCAAUCCAAGGGAAGGAUACUGCAAAAUCCCCAUUUCCUCCCAAUCAGCUGAGACCUGAGAGGCAGGGAAUAGAUGCGGGUGGGGCCCGUCAGAAUUUUUACUACCGGUUCUCCGAACUACUGAAAAUGUUCACUACCGGUUCUCCAGAACUGGUCAGAACCUGCUGAAACCCACCUCUGGUCCGUUUGCCAUCCAACCGUUGAUUCACUAAUGCGUUUAGUUGCAAAAAUCCUCCUGCUUGAGCAGGGGUAGGGUCGGACUAGAAGACCCCCCAAGGUCCCUUCUGCUAUUCUAAUCCCAGGCUUGGCGCCCUUAAUCCUUUUCGUAACGCCACCAGUCGUAUUUCGAAGACCACCUGCAGCCCUCAAAGAGGAAUUAAGUUGAGUUAAUUAAGAAAAUAUAACAGCCUUGAUCCCGAUGGGGGACUUUCCCUUCCGCCAACCAACCCGGGCGCAUCCCCAGCGCCCUCCUGCGUUUGUCCGGAUUUUUUUUUUUAAAGGCCAAGGCUGGGCAGCCCUAAACCGACGUUCUCCUCCCCCGAAGCUACCCGCUCCGCUCUCCCCCCACGCCUGGGAAGGUGGAGACUUGGCGGGGAGGAGGGUCACAGCCUCGGCUGCCCUCCAACCUGACGCUCCCUGGCUGGGCGGAGACCAGGCAGGCGUCUCUUUUCCCCCACCCUUCCUUCCGUCUCCACGUUGCGCCAGGGCGAGGCAGCCGCGUCCGUGUAAGCCAGCCGCUGUAUCGGGAGGCCGGGCGUCUGUCCGUCUGUCCGAUCUUGCCUUGGGGAAGCCGGGCGAGCCUUGUUUUCCAAGAGGCGCCUCCGGACGACGGGUUCCCCGCUUCCGAAGAGGCGUCAUGUCAGGCUUGGAUUAUCUGGCCGCCGAGUGCCUGAUGUCCAUCUCCAGCGGGGCCUUGAUCCACCCGGCCUCCAGCCUCAUCAGCGCCAAAGAAGAGCGAGGCGGGCGUCCCCCUUCCCUCCCCGGCGCUCGUCACCCGGGCCGCCCCGGCUCUGCGCUUUCGGAUUGCAGCGGGAGCUGUUCCUCUUCUCCCGGCGGGAGCGAGCCGCGAAGCGGCGUCCCGAUCCUGCCGCAGGCGGGGGAGCUUCCCCGAAGAGCCGGCGCUGACAGCCCCGCCAACCUCUCCGCCAUCUCCCCGGCUAAAAGGCACCAAUGCCCUUUCCAAGGCUGCAUUAAGGUCUACGGCAAAUCGUCCCAUCUGAAGGCGCAUCUGAGGACGCACACCGGUGAGCGUCCAUUCCCAUGCAAUUGGGCUGGCUGCCAGAAGAGGUUUGCACGCUCCGAUGAGUUAGCCCGCCACUUCCGCACCCACACCGGCGAGAAGCGCUUUGCCUGCCCACUCUGCGAGAAGCGGUUUAUGCGGAGCGACCACCUGACCAAGCACGCCCGCCGCCACCCGGCUUUCCAGCCUGGCAUGGUCCGACGAUCUGACUGCUACAGAGCCUCCCCUACUGACUCAGCUGGCAGCAGCUUGGCUGGCAGCCCUGCCCCUGGCAGCCCCGCCUCUGAUAGCCCCGCCCCUUAAAGGGGGCAUGCCACCUUGUUUUUUGCCCUUCCCAGACCUGGCCUCUAGGGAGAGACCAGGUACUAUUUCAGGGGCAUUUUUUUGAUUCAGAAACUUGGUUUCCCUGUCACUUCCAGUUAUGAUUUAAUAUGCCUUAUUUCAGAAAAAACAGAGCUCCUUCUUGUGCUUGGUGGGCAUUUUGAUUACUGUACCAAUCCCUCUCCCUGCUUGCUUCCAAGCUGUAGCCUCUAUGCACAUUCCCAUCCCACCCAGGCUGAGGGUGGCAGGAUUUGUGGAAAUCAGUCCAGCAGACUUGAUUAAACUUUAUUGAUGUUCCUUUGAAAAAAAGGUCCCCUUGUGGCCCCCGGUCAGGGGCUAAGAGAUGAUUUCCUACCCCUUGGUCAAAGAGAUAGUCCAACCAUCAUUUUGCCUCAAUUUCCCAGCUGCAAAGAAACUUUAUUCCAGGGGCGUGCAACCUUGGCAACUUUAAAACCUGCGUUUCAGUUUCCCCAGCCUGGGGAAUUCUGGGAGUUGAAAUCCACAGGUCUUAAAAUUGCCCAGAUUGGAUACCUCUGCUUUAUUCCAAGAUCUUGUGUUUCAUAUUGUUGGAACUGUUCAGCCCUGCUGUUCCCUUAUCAUGGCUGAUUUUCACAUUCAAUUGUAGCCCUCAGGAAAAGAAAGUACUUUGUUCAAAUUUCACUUAGCUUUAAGCCACUCUUCCCGGCCAACCCAUUGAUAACGGAGAACCUAUUGACUCUUCACAUUUAGAAACAGAGUAUGGUGGAAACUGCUCUCUGUGCGUUUGGCCUCCUUGCAUUUGAUAAUCAGAAUUAACGUGCCUCUGAAUAAGGAAGACCCAUCUUUUAGCUAUCAAGGCUAACAACAAAACAUACGAAAUCAUGGCUUUCCAUCUUGUCUCCCCAUCCUAAAUUGAUUGUUUGCAAACUAUCUUUUGGGGAAAUGUUCAAGCUGACAUAGGCCCUUUGACACUAGAACUGCAGCAAGAGUGGGAGAUAAUUUUUUUCCCCCCCACAGGGAAAUUGGGUGUUGGUAACUAACUUUUUGACCUGAUACUGUAUGUAAAUAUAUUUUUUCCCCAGGUCAACUUUACUGAAGGUUAAAAAAAGGAUGAGGACCUGUUUCUUACAGGUGUAUCUGUUUCAGGGGUGUGUGCGUGUGUGUGUUUAUGGUUUUUUUUAUAAAAUAUGUAUUUAUUCCUUUUAAGAUAGAAUGUAGGAGACCAGUGGUAAAGUUUUAUUGUCUGACUGGUUGGCACAUGGAUGAACUAAAGCUGAAAGGAAUGGGAUUUUUAGUACGACUCAGGACACCUAAAAGCACUUUUUCUCACUUUCAUGGGGCUGUGGCAACUGCGCUGCACAGCUGUACACCAGGCAAGCGUGUGUAUGUGUGUGUGCGUGUGUAUUCCUUGUUUAAAAAUGGAUGCUUUGAUGCUUUUGGUGAUGGUGGCUCUUUGCAAGCUGUCAGGUGUCUCUCAACAAUGCUAGACAGGAAGCAGGCCCGAGCAGGCAUUCGAGGACACAAAACUCCAGAUUUAUGGUGGUGAAAAAGGGAAUGCAGCCAUUAUGAAAGAAUUUCAGUGAUUGCUCUGUAUUAAAUGCAAAGCACAUGUAUUGUGAAAUCAGGGUCUAUUUUCUGGUGGCUUCUGGUGCCCAUAAGGCGUGGCUGGUGUGAAGCUGCUGUUCUAGUAUCAGGCUGUUCGCUUUUGACUUGGUGAGAAUUGGCUCUUGUAUAAAAAGCAUUUUUGAUUUCCUUCGAUGCUCUGCUUCUGAAAAUGUAAAUCCAUUUAUGCAGACACGGCUGUCUUCGCACUUGCGUUUUGAGAACAAGCCAUGCUGUCACCAUUCUCUGCCUUGCAAAUAAGGUGGAGUAGAGUAAUGCCAUCUGGGGGAAGAGGUACCAUUUAGAUGUUUCACAGGAUAACAGUAGAAGGAACUGGGAAUAGAUGUUGCCAUAUUAACAAGUCUUGACCUCGCCCAGGUAGUUCUCGACUUACAACAGUUCGUAUAGUGACUGCUCAAGGUUAAAACGACCCUGAAAGAAGUGACUUAUGACCGUUUUUCACACAACUGUUGCAACAUCCCCAUGGUCAUGUGAUCAAAUUCAGACGCUUGGCAACUGAACCAUAUUUAUGAUGGUUGCAGAGUCCCAGGGUCAUAUGAUCCCCUUUUGCGAACUUCUGACAAGUAAAAUCAAUGGGAAAGCCAGAUUCAAUUAACAGUCGUGUUAUUAAAUUAACAACUGCAGUGAUUCACUUAACAACUGUGGCAGGACAGGCUGUAAAGUGGACCAAAAUUCACUUAAUAACCAUCUCAUUUAGCAACAUAAAUUUUGGGCUGAAUUGCGGUGGUUAAGUCUAGGACUGUACUGUAUAGGUAGGCCUCAACUUACAGCCACAAUUGGAACUGGAAAAUUCUUCGUUGAGCGGUGUGGUCAUUUAAGUGAGGCAUCCCUUAAACAGGCAUUUUACCACCUUUUUUGCCAUGGUUAUUAAGUGAAUCAUUGUGAUUGUUCAGCGAGACGUCACGUGACUGCUUGUGAGCAUGCCUGCUGGCUUCCCCAUUGAUUUCGCUCGUCAGAAGCCAGCUAGGAAGGUGGCAAAUGAGGAUCACAUGACCAAGGGAUGUUGCAAUGCUAAUAAAUGCAAGCCAGUUGCCAGGCACCCAGAUUGUGAUUAUGUGACCGCCUGGAAUGCGGCAGUAGUUGUAAUUGUGAGGACUGAUCAUAAGUCAUUUUUUUCAACACCAUUGUAAACUUACAGUUGCUAGAGAAUGGUUGUAAGUUGAGGACUACUUGUAACUUAGGCCAGGGGUCUCCAGCCUUGGCAACUUUAAGACUUGUGGACUUCAACUCCCAGAAUUCCUCAGCCAGCUUUGCUGACUGAAUUCUGGGAGUUCAAGUCCACAAGUCUUAAAGUUGCCAAGGCUGGAGACCCCUGACUUAGGUUACCCGUGACAGCAAUCUUUCAGUUGGCUUGGACUCCAGCUUCUAAACUUCCCAGUUUAGGAGGGGAGGGACUGGUUAAGAAUUAUUGGAUUGGGACCGAUUGGGGUAACAAAGCAAUUGAGGUAAGUGGAAUGGGAACUGGGGAGAGAAGAAGUAGCCUAGAAAAUAACAUCCAGCCAGUUUAAUUUGAAAUAGGAAUCCACCUGGAGGAGCAUUAAAUCUUGUGUCUUCAAAUGCAGCCCUGUGGACUGAUUCCAGGAUGCACUGCCCCCCCCCCGUCCUUAUUUAUUUGAACUCAGGGCCCCAUUGAUCCUAGGCCUUAUAGAUUUCCAGUGGUCAAAAGCAAAGGCAGGACAGAAAAUUUAUAGUAUUGGAAAGAGGCACUAUAGCCAAUGAAGUUAAUCCAACUGUCCAUUGCAAGAAACCAAAUGAAAGCAAUCUGGAUAUCCAGCAUAGAGUUCACCGAUACUUUUGAUCGUUGGUUCCAGAUUAUCAUUGCUCUUGACAUAAGAAAGGCUUUCUUAUUAUUGAAGAUGAAUAUGCUUUUGCAUAACUUUAAGACCAUUGUUUUGUGUCCUGGUACCGUAGGAAAAUAGAAACGAGGUUAGAUGUCUUCUUUUGCUUGAAUAACUUCUGCUCUAGAAGUUUUGGGUGCCUAUAUAGAUUUCUGAUGUGCUCCAGGAGUGAAGUGGAGUAAAUACCUUAUCCCAUACAUGUCACUAGACAACUGAUUUUUUUUUAUAGAUAGAGAAAUGGAUAUAUUUAAAAAGGAUCCAACCUUCCUCUUUUACAAUAUAUAAUCAAACUGGUAUUUUAUUAAAGGAAAGUCCAGUAUAUUUUCUUUCUUUUGAAAUAAUGAAAACUUGCGCUUACUGCUGGAACAUGGGUAUUUUUGUAGGAAGAAAUCAAGUCAUGUUGCACUUCCAAAGUUUUAGAGGAGAAUUCUGAUUUUGGUGGAGAUGCUACAGUAUUUUUUUAUUAGAACAAAAGACACCCCUCUUUAUCCUUUCCCCAUGCAUUUAUAAUUGGUAGUCUUCUCUGCUGAGAUACUGGCUACAGGAAGAGGGAAAAAUAAUAUAUGUAGGAAAUAAAAUUCUUACCAAGAACCCCCACCUCUGCCAGAAUGCCAUGAUUUUUAAAGGUUUAUAAUCCCAGAACAUCUAUGGCGAUUGCUAAUGGAAAAGUGAUGAAAACGGUUUUACAGAUGCAUUUAUUUUACAUGAUUAUGUACACAUGUUUAUGCUCUAGUGGACCCUCUGCUUUAAAACCCAUCUCUGUAUUUUGAUCAGUGUAUCUGUUGCAUGCUGUUGUGUGCUGUGUUUGAGUUGAGAAGGAGUUACUUUCAUUUUCUCCAAAUCUGUAUUUUUAAUAAUAAGCACUGAAAUUUGGUGCACCAUUUUUGCGUGUAUUUUCUCUGUUCUAUUUUUAAAUAAAAUGAACAAAACCAGA
This is a messenger RNA of Ahaetulla prasina, 6513 nucleotides long. It is a transcript of the gene KLF16, whose product is annotated as KLF transcription factor 16. Lineage: Eukaryota; Metazoa; Chordata; Lepidosauria; Squamata; Colubridae. Gene Ontology annotation, biological process: regulation of transcription by RNA polymerase II. Gene Ontology annotation, molecular function: RNA polymerase II cis-regulatory region sequence-specific DNA binding; DNA-binding transcription factor activity, RNA polymerase II-specific. Bases 997 to 2121 code for a protein of 374 amino acids. The transcript is spliced from 2 exons. The record is from RefSeq and is a predicted model, not a curated record.